AUGCAUCCGAGGGGCAGGUUUGCUCCGCAUUCUCCUUGCUUGGCUAAACCUCAGGCCUUCUGCCAGCGUCAUCCCCCUGGACUGGCUCGUCAGGGUGGCAUGGCUUUCUGUGGCGUGUUCGGUGUGUUCCUCUGUUUGGAAAGCGGAAGCUCUCAGUGGCGUAUGGCUAAGAAGUGCCUUGGGGGAUUCACGGCCAAAAGUUCGGCUAUUCUGGCUCUCUUGUUAGCUGGCUAUCUAGCACAGCAGUAUUUACCGAUGCCUACACCGAAAGUAAUUGGGAUUGACCUUGGCACGACUUACUGCUCGGUUGGUGUCUUUCUUCCUGGAACAGGGCAGGUGAAGGUUAUUGCAGAUGAAAAUGGGCACAACAGCAUACCAAGUAUAGUCUCUUUCACAGACAGAGAUGUGUAUGUAGGAUAUGAUGGCCUAGAACUAGCUGAUUCAAAUCCUCAGAACACCAUAUAUGAUGCAAAAAGAUUCAUUGGGAAAGUCUUCACUUCAGAAGAACUGAAAAGUGAAAGUAGCAGGUAUCCCUUUAAGAUUUUCAACAACAAUGGAUCAGCCGAAUUUUCUGUGACAACUAAUGAAACCUUUCGUAUUACUCCAGAGCAUAUUGGCUCUCAACUGCUACUGAAAUUGAAGAGAAUGGCAGAAGACAAUCUUGGCAUGCCCAUUUCGAAGGCGGUCAUCUCUGUGCCAGCAGAGUUUGAUGAAAGGCAACGGAAUUCUACCAUUAAGGCAGCUAACCUUGCAGGGCUAGAAAUUCUGCGAGUAAUCAAUGAACCCACAGCUGCAGCUAUGGCUUAUGGACUCCACAAAGCUGAUGUGUUUAAUGUUCUGGUGGUGGAUUUGGGUGGAGGAACUUUGGAUGUGUCUCUGUUGAACAAGCAGGGAGGGAUGUUCCUCACACGAGCCAUGGCAGGUAACAACAAACUUGGAGGACAGGAUUUUAAUCAGAGGUUGAUGCUGUAUUUAUAUGAUCAGCUUCAUCAAAUGUAUGGUUCUCUGCCAACAAGAAAAGAAGAAAUACAUCGCCUCAGACAGGCUGUGGAAGCGGUUAAAUUAAAUCUGACUGUUCAUGAGGCAGCUACACUGAGGGUGUUGUUGACUAUGCCAGAAAGGAAGCUUACAAAAGAAAUUCCAGAAGGUGAGGUAAAAACCACUGUGCUAAAAGGCAAGCCUUCACAAAAAAAAGAUCUGAAAGAUCUUGGAGACACUUCAAAAGUAGAGAACAACUUUGUUAAAGUUGUGUUUGAAACAGAAAUCUCUAGGAAGCUAUUUGAGAUGUUAAAUGAGGACCUUUUUGAGAAGAUUCUUGUGCCCAUUGAACAAGUGUUGAAGGAAGGCCACCUACACAAAGCAGAAGUGGAUGAAAUUGUGUUAGUUGGAGGCUCCACCCGGAUUCCUCAAGUACGGAAAGUUAUUCAGGAUUUCUUUGGAAAGGAACCUAACAUCUCUGUAGAUCCUGAUCUAGCAGUUGUAAUGGGCGUAGCUAUCCAAGCAGGAAUUGUUGGUGGGUCUUGGCCUCUUCAAGUCAGUGCUAUAGAAAUUCCUAAUAAGCAUUUACGGAAGACUAACUUUAACUGAAAAGAAACUCUUCCCCAUUGCAUUCCAUCUCUCCAAAAGUGUACUCUGAUGGUGCAUACUUAUCUGACUGGCAGUGGAGCCUAAUCUUAGCUGUAUUACCUUCAUUUUU
This is a messenger RNA of Charadrius vociferus (killdeer), 1696 nucleotides long. It is a transcript of the gene HSPA13, whose product is annotated as heat shock protein 70kDa family, member 13. The record is from RefSeq and is a predicted model, not a curated record. The coding region runs from base 1 to 1587 and encodes 528 amino acids. Lineage: Eukaryota; Metazoa; Chordata; Aves; Charadriiformes; Charadriidae. Gene Ontology annotation, cellular component: nucleus; cytosol; plasma membrane. Gene Ontology annotation, biological process: vesicle-mediated transport; cellular response to unfolded protein; protein refolding. The transcript is spliced from 6 exons. Gene Ontology annotation, molecular function: heat shock protein binding; ATP-dependent protein folding chaperone; misfolded protein binding.